Messenger RNA from Coffea arabica (coffee), 1578 nucleotides. RefSeq names its product transcription factor bHLH19. The record is from RefSeq and is a predicted model, not a curated record. Lineage: Eukaryota; Viridiplantae; Streptophyta; Magnoliopsida; Gentianales; Rubiaceae. Gene Ontology annotation, molecular function: protein dimerization activity.
UGACUUUGAUGUUUCCUUGUGCAUUUUAAUAAGAGAAAAAAAAAACCUCAAUCAUUCUUCUUCCAUUCACUAUAUAUCUCUAUAUAAGAUGCCAAAACUUGUUUAUUCGUGAGCUUCCCUUUCUUCAAACAUUUCACUUCUACAUUUUUCUGUACACAUUUCUGUCUCAUACUUAUACCAAUAAAUUACAGUGAAUUACGAACUCAAGAAGACCCACGUUCAUGGAUAAUCCAGUGAGUAGUUCAUGGUUCUCUGAGCUGGGAAUGGAAGAUUCAUUUUUCAAUGACCAAUAUGAUGUUAUGGAUUUUCUGGAUGAAGAAUUCCUGAACGCAAAUUUGUCCCCGGAAGGGAAUACUAAUUCCUCCACCUUCAUUCCAAUAAGCACUUGCAGUACCACUUUGUCUGCAUUUUCAACCAUGGAUGCUCCUCCAAUUAGUACUGAAAGACCGGCAAAACAGCAAAAGUCCGAUGACUUGAACUCUUCCAGUCUUGGAAACAUCCCAAAUCAUCAUAAUCAGCCAAUGAUUCUCACUUUUGGCAAUCCAGUUAUGCCCGCAGAAAUAAAUCCACAACAGAUAAAUCUUGAGGAUGAUGCCGUGUCUGAGAUUUUGAAGUCCCAUGGUUCAUUUGUAAACCUUGAGGAGGCAACCAGAAGUUCCCAGAAGAGAAAGAAAACAGGUGGCCGCACUAGGCCAGCAUCGCAAACUUAUGAUCACAUUGUAGCAGAAAGGAAGCGCCGCGAGCAGCUCAGCCAGAGAUUUGUAGCUCUGUCAACUCUAGUUCCCGGCCUCAAGAAGGAGCGAGUGAAGACGCUGGAGGAACAAGCAGCGAAACAGAACAUGGAAUCGAUGGUGCUUGUGAAGAGAUCACAGCUCCUAGUUGAAGAUGAAGGAUCAUCAGAUGAGAUGGGUGGCUCUGAUGAGCAGCCACUCCCUGAAAUUGAAGCUAAAUUAUGCAAUAAAAAUAUUCUUCUCCGAGUACACUGCCGAAAUUAUCGAGGGGUGCUGGUAAAAAUUCUUUCUGAGGUGGAAAUGCUGAAUCUUACUCUUAUCCACACAAGUGUUGCGCCAUUUGGACGUUUGGCUCUUGAUGUUACUCUUAUGGCCGAGAUGGAGAAAGAAUUCAACCUGACAAUGCAGGAAUUAGUUAAAAGUCUUCAAUCCGCCCUUCAGCGGGGCAAGCAAGGCGAUUGAAUGCUGUUCGACGUCUGGCAGUUAUCUACUAGUGCUGAUUGACAAGUAUGCAAAAAGAAAUGGCAGUGAAGACCAUGAAUGUAGACCAUGAAUGUAGGUUUAUUUGUCAAAAAUUCUUACUUUCGUAAGAAAAUGUCAGAAAGGAAGACCAUGAAUGUAGGAAGACCAAGGUACAAGGAGGUAGAAUUUAUGGAUGACCAUGACCGUCUUGAUCACGGGAUUAGACCAAAAAACAGUAUCCUCGAGGGUCUCGAGGCGUGUCAGUAUACUAAGAUAUUACCAUGUCCUCCAGAGGGAUUUUCCUGAUUGGUUUUCUACUUCUUGGCCAUCAUUACUCUCAUUUCGCUUGUGUUCCUUAAAAGAAUGGAUAAAUUUUUCUCUUGUA